AGAAGCUGGAAUUUUGGCAUAGAACAAGAAUCCUACUGAGCUACUCAGCUGCUUCUAUUCACUUUUUGGUGUAACAUUGGAUUUGUACAUUUACUACAUUUCACCAUUAGGAGAAGCCAUGAACAUGUCCAAGUCUGUUUUCUUAAUAAUUGGAGUAGCACUAUCAUGUCUGAUAGACUUAUCUUGGCAGCAAGCAGGAGCAAACCAGAUCCAGUUACGGUUGGCCGGGUUGGGAAGGACAGCCAAUGAAGGUCGUUUGGAGGUUCUUCACAAUGGUCAGUGGGGAACUGUGUGUGAUGAUGACUUCAGCAUGGAAGUGGCCCAUGUAGUCUGUAAGCAACUAGGAUUCGAGACGGCCAUGAAUUGGGCCCACAGUGCCAAAUAUGGACAAGGAGAAGGUCCAAUCUGGUUAGAUAACGUGCGUUGCUCAGGCACCGAGAGCUCGCUGGCAGAAUGUGAAUCGAACGGUUGGGGUAUCACCGACUGCAAGCACUCAGAAGAUGUUGGCAUUCUCUGUUCGACAAGUCGACUGCGAGCCUCAGAGCAACCACAAACCAUUACUGUGCAGCACACAAAGAAAAUUGAAGAAGUUCGAAUUAAGCCUAUCUUGGCACGUGCCAAAGCAGGCAUGCCCAUCACUGAAGGUGUAAUUGAGGUGAAACACCAAGGGAGGUGGAGGCAAGUAUGUGACCAAGGCUGGACACUGAACAAUAGCCGCGUGGUCUGCGGAAUGUUGGGAUUCCCUGGUGAAGUUCAUCCCAAUGACAAAUUCUACAGGAAACUUUGGAACAUGAAGAUAAAAACUCCAAAAUCUAGGGUGAAAAUAUUAAGUCAAAAGAAAAUGUACUGGAUUCACAAAGUUUCCUGCUCAGGAACAGAGCCUCACCUAGCCAACUGCAACAUCCAGAUUUCCCCCAAAAAGUUUAAACCAGCCUGUAGGAAUGGGAUGCAUGCGGUGGUAAAAUGUGUUGCUGCCCCUCAUCUCAUCAAAAGGAAUGAAAAUAAUUACAAGAAGGGUUUUAGGGCAAUGGAGCCUCUGGUGAGACUGAGGGCAGGACCCCAUGCUGGAGAGGGUAGGGUGGAAGUGUUAAAAAAUGGGAAAUGGGGGACUAUUUGUGACGACAAAUGGAACCUCCUAUCAGCCGGUGUUGUCUGCCGAGAGUUGGGAUAUGGAUCUGCUAAAGAGGCAGUCUUUGGAGCCCAGAUGGGACAAGGUCUUGGCCCGAUACAUAUGAAUGAGGUGCUCUGCACAGGUCGAGAAAAAUCCAUCACAGAAUGUAAGUUCAAAGAGGCAAACAUAUCAGGAUGCCAACAUGAAGAGGAUGCAGCCGUGAAAUGUAACAUUCCUGAAAUGGGUUAUAGAAGCCAGUUGCGCUUGAUUGGAGGAAGGUCAACCGAAGAGGGUAUUGUGGAGGUUCUGGUGGAAAAGAAAGGCGUCAAGAAGUGGGGUGCCAUAUGUGGUGAUCUAUGGGGAAUGAAUGAAGCCAUGGUGGUGUGUAGACAACUAGGAUUUGGUUUUGCCAACCAUGCUCUUCAGGAGACGUGGUAUUGGCAAGGAACGCCUGGUGCUGGGGAUAUAAUGAUGAGUGGUGUCCGAUGUUCUGGCAGCGAGCUGUCAAUUCAGGAAUGCCGUCAUCACAGCGUUGUCCACUGUCCGCGGGGUGGAGGACGUUAUUCUGCUGGAGUUUCCUGCACUGAACAUGCCCCUGACCUCAUUUUGAAUGCCCAGCUGGUCCAGGAAACUGCUUACCUUGAAGACCGACCCCUCAACAUGCUUGAGUGUGCUCACGAGGAGGAAUGCCUCUCCAAGUCUGCAGAUGACAUGUCCUGGCCUUAUGGACAUCGUAGACUGCUGCGUUUCUCCUCACAAAUCCACAAUAUCGGGAGGGCGGACUUUGUCCCAAGGAAUGGAAGACACACGUGGGUCUGGCAUGAAUGUCACCGACAUUACCAUAGCAUUGAGGUUUUUACCCACUAUGACCUCAUGACCCACAAUGGUUCCAAGGUUGCUGAAGGUCACAAAGCCAGUUUUUGCCUAGAAGACACAAAUUGUGGAAAAGGGAUACAAAGGCGCUACGAGUGUGCCAAUUUUGGAGAGCAAGGAAUUACAGUUGGAUGUUGGGACACGUAUCGACAUGACAUUGAUUGUCAGUGGAUAGAUAUCACAGACGUGGCUCCAGGAAAUUACAUAUUCCAGGUCAUCAUAAACCCAAAACUUGAAGUGGCGGAGUCCGAUUUCCAAAACAAUGUGAUGAGAUGCAGGUGUAAAUAUGACGGCCACCGUAUCUGGCUACACAACUGCCACACAGGUGAUGCAUACAGUGCAGACUUAGAAGACAGCUUUGAGAAUCAGCAAAGACUCUUUAAUAAUCUGGUGUAGAUGUGGAUAUGUUCCUGGGACACAGAAGAUAAACCUCUAACAAACUAUGGACCACUUUGGCUAUUUGCCUUCCAAUUUAAGACUUGUUCACAACACUACCAAAUGCGGUGCUCUACCAGGUUUGACUUUGACAUCAUUGGAUGACCAGUUUACUCAGAUUUUCAUAAAAUAGUAAUUGGAGGCUUGGAUGCCUUCUAGAGAUGUGUGUCAUAUUAGUCUCUCUCACCCAGCUCAAUGAUUUGCUGCCUUCAUACUCAGGAAAGAGAAAACUGAUCAAAUGUGACAUCAUAGUUUAACAUUGAGCUCACAGGACACCAUGAACCCUGUAACACAGUCAUACUACGUUAGUUAUUUAA
Molecule: messenger RNA, 2736 nt
Organism: Spea bombifrons (plains spadefoot toad)
Lineage: Eukaryota; Metazoa; Chordata; Amphibia; Anura; Pelobatidae
Gene: LOXL4
Product: lysyl oxidase like 4
Exons: 15
Coding region: 119-2380 (753 amino acids)
Biological process (GO): peptidyl-lysine oxidation
Cellular component (GO): membrane
Molecular function (GO): copper ion binding; protein-lysine 6-oxidase activity
Source: RefSeq, a predicted model, not a curated record